CUUCUGAAACAGAGUUAGUUUCUGGUGGAUCUGAUAAACAACUCAUUCUUUGGGAAUGGAAUGGAUCAGGAACAUGGAAUAAUCAGCAUGUGAAAAGCAUUCCUCUCAAAGGCCAUACUGAAGCAGUUUGUGCUGUGGAUGCUGUCUACCAGCUGGAUGAACCUGAUUUAAAUCUGCUAAUAGCUUCUGCAGCUUCUGACUCUACUGUGAGGAUCUGGUCUCGACAUGGUUCAGAAGCUAAAUGCAUUGAAAUUCUGCAGUUUGGAAAUGGAUUUGUUAUGGAUGUCUGCUUAUCCUUCUUGCCUGGCAGCGAUGUACCAAUACUGGCUUGCGGUGGUGAUGACUGCAAAAUACAUUUGUUUAUACAGCAGAAAGGCCAGUUUCAGAAAACAUUAAUACUUCCUGGCCAUGAAGAUUGGAUAAGAGGUGUUGAAUGGGCAGUCUGUGGUCAAGAGCUUUUCCUAGCAAGCUGUGCUCAGGAUUGUUUAAUAAGAAUUUGGAAAGUGUGUACAAAAUCAAAGCAACUUCCAGAAACUGAAGAUGAUUCCAUAAGACUGAAAGAGAAUGUUUUUACUGUCCAAGAUACUGAUACAACAUAUGCUAUUACUUUGGAGUCUGUGUUGGCUGGUCAUGAAAACUGGGUGUACGCAGUUCACUGGCAACCUUCAUUUUCCAAAGAUGGCAGCAUGCAACAACCAAUGAGAAUAUUGUCUGCAUCAAUGGACAAAACCGUGAUCAUCUGGGAACCUGAUAAGGAAUCUGGAGUGUGGUUAGAACAGGUGCGGGUGGGUGAAGUGGGUGGCAAUACCCUUGGAUUUUUUGACUGCCAGUUUAGUCCAGAUGGUUCAAUGAUCGUUGCUCAUGCUUUUCAUGGAGCGCUACACCUUUGGAAACAAAUUGCAGUUAAUAAGAAAGAAUGGACUCCAGAAGUUGUGAUUUCAGGACAUUUUAAUAGUGUAGAGGAUGUAAAGUGGGAUCCAGAAGGAGAGUUUAUCAUCAGUGUUGGUUCUGAUCAAACUACUAGACUCUUUGCACCAUGGAAAAGAAAACAAGAGGCAGAG
Messenger RNA from Apaloderma vittatum (bar-tailed trogon), 1061 nucleotides. Its product is annotated as elongator complex protein 2-like. The annotation marks the transcript as partial. The record is from RefSeq and is a predicted model, not a curated record. Gene Ontology annotation, cellular component: elongator holoenzyme complex. The transcript is spliced from 10 exons. Gene Ontology annotation, molecular function: protein binding. Lineage: Eukaryota; Metazoa; Chordata; Aves; Trogoniformes; Trogonidae. Gene Ontology annotation, biological process: tRNA wobble uridine modification.